GAGUUUCUGACGUAGUGGUUCACAAAGAGGAAGAGGAGCUUCUUACUGACUGUCAAACUGCUGUUGGUCUUCUUUCAUCCAGCUGCAGAAUGGAGGGAACAUCUGUCCACAGGCUGCUGGCUCUGAUCUCUCUGCUGAGCUGCUCAACAAACCAAGCUGGUCUGACUGUGAGUCCCAGCAGAUCUCAGUUCUUUAAAGGAGACUCUGUGUCUCUGAGCUGUGAGGAGGACAACAUCUCUGCUGGAUGGACUGUGAGGAGAAACACAACCAAACGUCAGUCUGAGUGUAAAGAUGGAUGGGGAGAACCUGAUGGUCUGACCUGUAAGAUGACCUACAUGGAAACAGAUGAUACUGGAGUGUACUGGUGUGAGUCCAGAGAGGGAGCAGCCAGCAGCAGCAUCAACCUCACUGUCUCUGGUGGAUCAGUGAUCCUGCAGAGUCCUGUCCUCCCUGUGAUGGAGGGAGAUGACGUCACUCUGAGCUGUCAAACAAAGACUCCCUCCAACCUCCCAGCUGCUUUCAUUAAAGAUGGCUCCCUCAUCAGGACUGAGCCUGCAGGUCACAUGACCCUCCACCAUGUGACCAGCUCUGAUGAAGGCCUCUACAAGUGUAACAUCAGUGGUGAUGGAGAGUCUCCAUCCAGCUGGAUCUCUGUCUCAGCUGAAAAACUUACAGCCGUAACGCCUCCUACUAAAGAAACCACAGCCUCCUUUCUACCUCCAUUCUCUCUGUCAGCCUCCCUUAAAGCCAGACUGGUCUUCCACCUGGUGGUGUUCACUCCAUACUUCAUCUCCACUCUCCUCAUGGUGUCUUUAUAUCGACUCAGAGCAACAGGAAGUGACCUGUCUGUUUCCACGGUGAUGACUCCACCCUCCCAGGCUGAGCCGACAUUGGUUGAUGAUUAUGAUGAUGUCACCACAGAGCAUCAUUUCUGAACUAAAUACAUUUUCUCAUCUUGUUCAGCUCCUGCUGUUUUAUUCCUCCUUUUUUACAUGAAAAUAAUUAUAAUUUCUAAACCCUCAUAACUAAAUAGAUAAAUAAACGAGUUAAACUGA
Girardinichthys multiradiatus is the source of this 1055-nucleotide messenger RNA. RefSeq names its product Fc receptor-like protein 5. Bases 90 to 935 code for a protein of 281 amino acids. Lineage: Eukaryota; Metazoa; Chordata; Actinopteri; Cyprinodontiformes; Goodeidae. Gene Ontology annotation, molecular function: transmembrane signaling receptor activity. The transcript has 6 exons. Gene Ontology annotation, biological process: cell surface receptor signaling pathway. The record is from RefSeq and is a predicted model, not a curated record.